UGUGUGUGUUGGGGAAGGUUGGGGGAGCUCAGACAAGGGCACUGAAGAGCUGAAAGGGAGAGGCAAAGACUGAGACAAGCUUGCUUCUUUCAUCCACAUGGGGAACUGUCUAGGCUGGCCAUGUCUGAACCCUGGGAGGCAGGUGGUACAGAGGAUCAAGGCCGUGGAAGGGCAGACACGGCUGCUGGUGGUAGACAAGGAGACGGAUGAGGAGCUUCGCCGGCGGCAGCUGACCUGCACUGAGGAGAUGGCCCAUCGAGGCCUUCCACUGGCCCAUGGGCCUUGGGAACCGAAGCCUGAGUGGGCACAUGGGGGCAGCCUCAGCUCUGAUGCUGACCAAAAGGAUGUCAAUGGGCCCCCGAGAGAGUUUCGUCCUCGGCUCUGUCACCUUCAAAAGGGACCUCAGGGCUAUGGAUUUAAUCUGCACAGUGACAAGUCCCGGCCUGGCCAGUACAUCCGCUCUGUGGACCCAGGCUCACCUGCUUCCCACUCUGGUCUCCGUGCCCAGGACCGGCUCAUUGAGGUGAAUGGGCAGAAUGUGGAGGGGCUGCGCCAUGCUGAGGUUGUUGCAAGGAUCAAGGCUCGGGAGCAUGAGGCUCGGAUGCUGGUGGUGGACCCUGAGACAGAUGAGUACUUCAAGAGGCUGCGGGUCACGCCCACUGAAGAGCAUGUGGAAGGUCCAUUGCCAUCACCAGUUACCAAUGGGACCAGCCCUGCCCAGCUCAAUGGUGGCUCAGUGCGCUCAUCCAGAAGUGACCUACCAGGCUCAGACAAGGACACUGAGGAUGGUAGUACCUGGAAGCGAGAUCCAUUCCAGGAAAGUGGACUCCACCUGAGCCCCACAGCAGCUGAGGCGAAGGAGAAGGCUCGGGCCACACGGGUCAACAAGCGGGCGCCCCAGAUGGACUGGAACCGGAAGCGUGAGAUCUUCAGCAACUUCUGAGCCCCUCCUGCCUCUUUGGGCCUACGUGGGAUCUCUGGCCUGUUCAGAGCUCCCCAAGCCUCAGUGGACUGAAAGGUGGUGUCAUCUCUAUCCAGAAAGCAACUUGUGCCCCAGUGAGCCUCUGUCUUAUCUCCUACCUGCUCAAUGCUGGGGACCUGUCCCAGCAAGGUGAGGAGAGAGACAGAGACAGAAAGAGACAGUGAGAGAAAAAGAGACAGUGGUGGAGUGGGGGCAGAGUGUGACAUCACCAAGGGCCUUUGCUGCUCUGCCCCAGGACUGCUGACUGAAAGAAAUUUGUUUUUGCUUUUUUCCCAAAAAGAUCUCCGGCACCACACGUUUCCAUUUAAUACCAGAGCUCUCCUACCCCCAUGACUUGCUUUCAAAAUAACUGCAAUAAAACAAACCUUUCUCUGCAAACCGUCUCCUCCCCACCUCCUCAGCAGCACCAUCCUGAGAGAAGCCCAGGAGCUUCCAGGGGACAGAGGGCCAGGGGCUCUCAGGCCGUGUUCAUGUGAGCUUUUUUGGGGAAAGGCUGGGGAGGCCAGAUGUGCCUGUAGGAGCUGCCUUCCCUUGUGUGGAGGGUCACUAGGCCAGGCCCCAGCCCCCUGCCCAUCUAAGGGCUUGGAGUACAGGGCCUGGGCUCUAUGAGGGGCCUGAGGAUGGAGGCCCAUGCUCCCAGAAGGGCAGUCUCUGGACAGGCCCCCCUUCCUGCACCCCAGCUCCUAGGCCUGGGAAAUGUGGACAUAAGAACUAUCCCUAUGAAGGACCCCAAGCCUAUAGGCCUAGCCUUUCUUUGCCUUAUGCCUGCCCGGCAUCCAUCCCUACGGACAUCCUAUUGACUCUGCCCUUUCAAUUCCCUGAACUCCUACAUGGACCGGCACUGCUGUCUGCCUUGUAAGCCAUAGCGCAUGCGCGCCCUAAAAAUAAACAGACCUUGCCUUGGAA
Messenger RNA from Fukomys damarensis (Damara mole-rat), 1888 nucleotides. It is a transcript of the gene Nherf2, whose product is annotated as SLC9A3 regulator 2. Lineage: Eukaryota; Metazoa; Chordata; Mammalia; Rodentia; Bathyergidae. Gene Ontology annotation, biological process: protein localization to plasma membrane. Gene Ontology annotation, molecular function: protein-membrane adaptor activity; signaling receptor binding. Gene Ontology annotation, cellular component: apical plasma membrane. The record is from RefSeq and is a predicted model, not a curated record. Bases 98 to 943 code for a protein of 281 amino acids. The transcript is spliced from 7 exons.